Hylaeus anthracinus is the source of this 12539-nucleotide messenger RNA. Its product is annotated as telomerase-binding protein EST1A-like. Lineage: Eukaryota; Metazoa; Arthropoda; Insecta; Hymenoptera; Colletidae. Gene Ontology annotation, cellular component: telomerase holoenzyme complex. Bases 348 to 5531 code for a protein of 1727 amino acids. The record is from RefSeq and is a predicted model, not a curated record. The transcript is spliced from 20 exons. Gene Ontology annotation, molecular function: telomerase RNA binding; protein binding; telomeric repeat DNA binding. Gene Ontology annotation, biological process: nuclear-transcribed mRNA catabolic process, nonsense-mediated decay.
UUGUUUUAGAAUGUUUAAAUUGCACUAUUCAACAGUUAUAAAUUAUUUGAUUAAUCGAAUAAUCCAUAGUUGAAUAGCACGUAUUUUUUAAAAAAUUUCUGACGUUUGUAACAAUAAAAUGUUUAAAUACUGAAAUUGUAGUAACUUGUAUGUAGCGAUAUAAAAUGUUGAUUUGAAGUCUUUUAGGUUUAUAUAGGACUAAGAUAAUAAUGUUUAUCUUAAUCAAUCGAUGAUAUAUCUGUCGAUUUCAAGUCUCAUUUAUUGACUGAGUGCACGAUUAGAAGUUACAUUCGUAUGCAUUCGUGUUCGUUGAUUUUAUAAAAAUUUUGAUAUGAUUGUACUUCAAUAUGGCGAACCGCGACAAAGGACGCAAAAAGUGGGGAGGAUUUUUACAAGAUAAUACAAAAUUGGAAAAGGAUAGAUCAAUGGGAAUGCGUGGUGGAGGUAAUAGAGCAUCUCAAGCUUUAUAUAGGCCAGGAAGUGGACCUCUUCGCAAGUCUGGUAGAUCUUCAGAUGAUUUAGAUAAUGAGAAUCUCUCGCAGGAGAAACCUAAGUCUAGCUCCGUCCAACAUCGUUUGAAGCAAUCACAACUCAAUAGAUCCAAUCAAAUGCUAAACAGUUCACCAUCUUCUCAAGUUGAAAAUGUAACAGAAAAAUUGAAUGAUCUAAAUAUUAACUACAGAACUACUACAAAUAUUGAUCAGACACCGAGUUCUUCUCAAAAUAGUAAUUCAGGAGAUUUAAGAAAGAAAACUAAGAAGCCAGAACAACAAUUAUAUAUACCUAAAAAAGUAAAAGAAGCAUUGGCUGAACAGGAUACAUCAAAUAGGUCUCCUAAUCAAGGUUGUUGGGAUCGAGAUCAAGACAGAGAACUCAGCGAAGAUCGAGAUUCUCAUUCCAAUCGUAGCUAUAAAAGUGAUAGUCAUCGUAAUCGAUCGAGUGGUCAUAAUAGACGAGAUAAUGAAAGCGGAAGUAAAGGCAGGGACGAUCAUGGGAAAAGAUAUUCGGGAAAUCGUCGAAAUCGUCAUGGUAAUGAGAACGAGGAGCGCUGGCGAUCAGACUCUCCUUUGUCUAGCAGAGGUUACGGAAAUCGAAAAGAUAAUUCUCGUGAAGUUAGACAGGGUUCAGAACCUCUUUUUGUAACAAUGAAUCAUGUGAAUGAUUUUAACCGCACUAGAGAUACGCGUAGUGUUGAACCCGCUGGACAUCUGGAAAAGUUUCAAGGCAAACCUCCUUCAGGCAAAUGGGGUGGUACGAAAGAUACUUUGCCAAAAAAUAUAAAAAUAGAACAUUUACCACCCAGGUUACAAAAAAAAUAUCUUAUGGAUAAUGGUUUACCAUUGCCACCAACAAAUUCAUUGCCUUCAGAAGAUACAUGGAAUGGUAGUAGUGUUACAUUUCAGGGAUCCUCAAAUUACAAUUAUCCACCUGCAAUGCAACAUUCUCAAACAAUGCAAAAUUUACCUCCAUCUGGCCCUCUACCUCCUCAACCUAGCUGGUCCAAUACAGUGCCAGCACGAAGUAGAGGUAGAGGUAGACUUAGACCGGAAGAUUUGGAGAGUUCAACAAAUAUUUUCAGAUGUGUUACGCCUGAUCAAUAUUCGGCUCCAAGUUCCAGGUCUCAUACACCAAGUCAAGAAUACAUGCCAAGGUCUUACGAUCGUCGUGGCAGUAAUAGCACUAUGUAUACUAGUAUGGAAAGCUUAAGUCGAGCUGAUACUUCUUUGAUGCCACCACCACCGGCGGUGUCACCUACUACUUCGGCAUCCAGUGCAAGUAAACGUCAAACUUCACCUGACAGUCAUCGUAGAGGAGUAUCUCCGUCUUCGAUUUCUCACCGCAAAAACACGCAACGGAUGAGUAAUAAUGCGCCCGAACGUAAUAUAGCACAGGAAAAGAAAAGUAGUCAACAAAAUUUAGGCGUCAGUCCAUCGAAAACUGAGACUCUUAGUACCGAAUUAAAUACAUUACCGGAUCACCCAUUUGAUUGGAAUGAAGAAGUUGAAUUAAAUGAAAAACUCGAAGCCGAGCGGGCGAGUCGCAGUUCUUCUGUAUUAAGUUUGCGUGAGAAUGUCAAUAUGUCAGGCAAUGAAACCUCGACAGCAGGUCACACUCGACGUAAAAAAAAAAAGCGUGACAGGAAACAUGCGGCAGAUCGGAGCAAUAGCAGAGAUAAAGUUCGAGUUAAUAGUCGCGAUCGGCAAAACAAUCAACAAAAUAGAGAAAACGAUAACUAUAACAAUAAUCAAAAGAACAGUAAUAGCAGUAGAAGAUAUGAUCACAGAAGGCGUAAUAUUAUACAACGUAGUCGUGAAUCUAGUAAAGAUAGGAAUUACCGUGGUAGCAGUCGAAACUUUGAUGAUCUUCAUAGACAUAGAUUGUCCGAUCGGUAUUUAGAUGAAAAUUGGAGAACAGGGAGAAAAAUGUCAGCUUGCGAUUCUGACGAUGGACGACAAACACCUAAUGUUUCCUCUCAUGCCGCUACGCUAUCAAAUACAACUUUGAAUGCGGCAACACAUCAAACAUCUCCUAGCGGAUACAGUAACUCCCAACCACCAGGUGUUCUAGUGUUGCCUGAUACUAGCCAAUCACCACCUAGUCAUCCUAUUCCAAGACAACAAGGACUGCAACAGCAAAGGACAUUAUUCGAUCCCAAUAAUCCCAAUAAACCUAUCGUUGUUACUUCACCCAAUAGCAGAGCUGCAAUUCAAAGAGAAAAUGAAGUCGUAUCUCAAAGCCCAAAUGUGCCUGUGUUCCAGUCACAUGGAGGUAUUGCUUCAGCACACCAUACUUUUCAGGGAACGCACUUAGAAGGUGUGCCGCCACCAUAUAUGACAAAUGACCAAUUCGGUAAUACAAGACCCUCGUGGUAUGAUCCUUGCUCCGAUAGUUUCCGAUCAGCCAAAAACCAUUAUUUACUUUUGGACAUAGAACGCGCUGAUAAAGAGUUGCAAUGGAUAUUAAGUUCUGGUGGUUUGACAACAAAUUGGGAAAGGGUUUUGUACAUACGGCACUUUCUACAAGAAAGUUUGAAAACUUUGCUUGAGACUGAUAUCAAAUUUUGCCAAACUGAGAAUGUUGAACAACACUUUUGGAAAAUACUUUUUUAUAAUAUGAUUGAAAUGCUGCGAAAAGGCAUGCCUAAAGAAAGUUCCGAGGGGCGAGAACAUUAUAAAAAAAUAAUGAUGAAGAUUAUCGACGAUGGUACCGUAUACUUAGAAAAUUUGUUAACUGUCCUUGAAGCCAAAUAUGAAUUUAAAUUGGAUACGUUCGUUGCAUCGUCAACUUUACCUAAAGGUCUUGGGAUCUUGGGUUUAGCUUUAGUGAGCGCGCAAAAAAUAUAUUUAUUUUUGGGUGACCUGGCGAGAUACAGAGAACAAGCAAAUGAAACCAACAAUUACGGAAAGUCUAGGCAGUGGUAUUUAAAAGCACAACAACUUAACCCAAAGAAUGGCAGGCCGUAUAAUCAGCUUGCGUUAUUAGCGCAUUAUGCUAGACGAAAAUUGGAUGCGGUAUAUUAUUACAUGCGAUCACUUAUGGCAUCUAAUCCUUUCCAUUCCGCAAGAGAGAGUUUAAUAGCGCUGUUCGACGAAAACAGAAAAAAGUACGAAUCCACGGAACGGAAAAGAAAAGAAGAGAGAGAAUGGAAGGAAAGAGCCAGGAUGAAAGAAAAAGAAGGUGCAAACAGCAUCGGGGGAGGACUAAGGAGGGAAAUUUGGUUUCAUCCUGGUGGAAGACGAGUUCGUCGUACAACUACUGCAGCCACUGCCAACGAAACGAGAUUGUCUCAUAGUGACUUAGAAGAUUUGGCACAAUUGAGUAGUGUCGAGGUGAACAAACGUUUCGUCACAUCUUACCUUCACGUCCAUGGGAAGCUAAAUACCAAGAUAGGAAUGGAGACGUUCCAAGAGGCCGGUGUACAGAUGCUAAAGGAAUUCCGAGCGCUUCUUCAGCACUCGCCGCUGCCGCUUCCGGGGGCGCGGCUCCUCCAGCUUUUGGCCCUCAACAUGUUCGCCAUCGAGUCGACACAGCUGAAAGAUGCCCAAAUGGAGCAGGGUUACCGGUCCGAGGUCCAAGAAAGGGCACUGGUCGUAUCCUUGCAGAUGUUCAAUCUGAUUUUAGAACGUGGCGUGUCCUUGCUCAAGUCUCAGUUGGACAGCGACGAAGAGCCGAGGAUGGUGGUUAGCGAGGACAUGCAAGUCCUUUUACCAGCUAUCAAGAUUUGGUGCGAUUGGAUGCUCUGCCACAGCACCGUUUGGAAUCCUCCGCCAUCUUGCACGGAUUACAGAGUGGGGCCCCCCGGAGAUGCCUGGAGCAGACUGGCCACGAUGGUGAACCUGUUGGAUAAAUUGAAUUAUUCCAGAUCGAUCCUGAUUCAGGCCAAGGACGCGGUGGGUCGAGAAGACGAGGUCGAGCUGGUGAAACUGCCCGAAGAUACGACCCUGGCAGGAUUCACGCCGCUGAUGUGUAAUCCUCAGGAUCCUUGCUACGUCGACAAGAACGAAGAUAUAGAAAUCGCCCAAGUGUGCCUCAGGAUAAACAAGAUUCUCUUUUUCGGCCAAGUGUUUCUCUGCGGGCUCGAGACGCCAGUUUUGAAGUUACAGAAGAGCGAGACUGGUAUCAGCGAAUACGUAUCCGUAGUCGAGGCCUCCAGCACAAGCACGCCGAGUUCACCCCCGGAGCAGAAUUUGGUACAAGCGAAAUCAUUGAAUCGCUUUCAGAGCGACUCGGAGCUCCUCGUGGAAAGUUACAGCGAAGGGGAGGACGAGCCCCUUCCUUCCCUAAGAAGAUUACCCUCGUGUACAGACGUACCUGACGACACCAUUGCGCCCGUGGCAGCCGUCGAGAUAAGGUCGCUGAUCGAGCGGAAGGAGGAACUGGAGAGGCGGCAGCGGAAGCAGGAUCAUCAUCGACAGCGAGUACAGCAAAUUCUGCAAAACUCCUCGGUGUCUGUAGAAAUCGAAGUGCGACCGAGGCAAUUGGUCCCAGACACCAACUGCUUCAUCGACUAUCUGCCGCAACUGCAAAACAUCACCAAGGCGACAUCCGGUGCGCAGCCGAUCUACACGCUCAUGGUGCCGCUUGUGGUUCUGAACGAGCUCGAGGGUCUGACUAGGGGUGCAGACGCCAGGGACUGUCCUCCAGCCUCGAGGGCGGCUUUGGAUCCAGAGCACGUGGCUCGAGUAGCCGAGAGCGCCAAAGCAGCUCUAGCGUUUGCCAGAAGCAAGAAUCCGGCGAUUCGGUGCUUAACCACCAGAGGAACUGUUCUUACAUCUAGCAUAUUUACAAUGGAGGAGGAUGUCGAGAAGGACGGGCUGACAAGAAACGAUGACAGAAUACUGGCUACGUGCUUGAGCCUUUGCAAAACGGGUAACAAAGAUCAAGUAAAUGCAGAGGAGGGUCAGCCAAGACGUCUGAAAAGGGAGGUGGUCCUACUGACAGAGGACAGGAACCUCAGGGUGAAGGCCCUGGCGAGGGACGUUCCCGUCCGAGAGGUGCCCGACUUCAUGCAAUGGGCUGGCCUCGGCUGAAACGGUUCCCCGACAAACUCACACACCCGCUAAAACGAAAAAUCUCCCGUUACCCCUGCCGAGUAAACAUUGACAAGCAGCAGCAACAGCGAUAAGACCCAAGCAGAGACCGUGUUAAGGAAAGUACGGUACAGAGGGAUGUCUCGUGGAUGUUCGUCGUGCACAGCUCCCCUUCUACACAAACACAUACACACAAACACAUACACGCGCCAAUCGUGACCGAUCAGCCGUCACACGCACGAUAAUGGGGUUUCCGUUCGCGCAACUUCGUCCUGAUUGUCGGAGUUGCCCCUUACGCGGUGAGCGCGUUAUAUUAUCGACGCCGAGAGGAUGACGGAACAGGAUGAUGCGUCCAAGGGGACGGAAUCACUGCGUUUUCCCGCGACGUAGUCACUUAGGGGUCGAGGGGAUGGUGAACGGAGGACGUGAGCGAUUAGGAGCGCGGAGAAACGGAAGACUUAUUUUUCGGUGCGAAAAACGAGCAUGUGGGAAUCGCGUCGUGACGAUUUUUCGAGGUAUAAGGAAAAGUAGAUCGCGAGCGUGGCAGGAUUGGUCGAAAUCCCCGAGGAGCUUUUUCGCGUUGGGGAUACAGGGUGCGGCCUCGACGGCCAAGAAGAUGGCGCACGGGAGAGUCUCCCCGUCUUGUCCGAGGAGAAACGGGAGAACGGUGACUGACUAAAAGAAAAGCGAACGAAAGAGAGUGAAACGAAGUAGGGGAGAGAGAAUAGAAGAAGCGUUGGUAUUUUUACACGUACGAAUUUUUUGGUUGAUUUUUUAUCGAUGACGACCGCUCCGCGGCCGGCUUUUUUUGUGUACCUUCCUUUUAUCAUGUUUGUAACGAUCUAUACACAUAUACAUAUAUAUACAUACAUAUGUAUGUACAUAACUCUCUACAUGUAUAUAUUUAUACGCACUUUUGAAUAUUGUAUACGCCGUAUGCGGUCGUUGGAGGAUGCGCUCGGAAUCCGCGUACAUCUGUGUGUUGUUUGUCUCUUUCCUUUUUGUUCUCUUUUUUAUGCCGUCCUUAGCGAGCUUCGUACCGAAUGGCUCUGGAAUUGACUUUUCGUUUUUCUCACUCGCCAUGCUUUCUUUUUCCAUUCAGUUCCGAUUCAUUUUUUUUUCCUUCUUCUGUCGUGUUGCGCAACAAGUGAACCUCGCGUGCAGUUGGCAUCCUUCAUCGAGCUUUUCGAAGCGUUUUUCGCCGUUGUUCCCUGAUGUUUUUCUGCUACGAGUCUUUUUUUUUAAUAGUUCCAUUUUCUUUUAAUUUUUGAGACGCGUUUAUUUUACGUCGAGAUUUUUUUUUUUUUUUUUUUUUAAAUUUCGCUACACCUCACGGAUCGCAAGGUUGUGUCAAUGAUAAAGGUAAAACUAUCGAUAUCGGUAAUCGUUUCACAGAAAAAUCUUUCGGGCAUUUAUUAGAGUAUUCCCCUAUUAAGUUAGGUAUACUUAAAAUUUGUCACGUUACCAUUUCGUUUCUCGUGAAAGAAGUAUUAAACGCGGCGCCCACGCGGCUGCGAUCCGUGAACGGUCGCGAGAAUCAUUUUAAUUUCUUUUUAUAGCGAUUUACGCGCUUGGUAUCGGCGUGCGGUAAGGGGGAUACAUUUUUUACAGCACAAAGAGCGACCAUUUUAAACGAGCACGAACCGCGGGCAGCAUUUUAAACGCUUCUACACGCGUUCGCGUUCCGUGUAACGUGUUAAAGUUUGAGAGCCAUACCGUACGAGGUUCCCGAAUCCUCGUCGUCGUUUUCCAGCGGCUGCGCGCGUGUCCUUGUAGAGCAUGCUGCGACCGCGUGAAUUUUUAAUCGGGACACCUGCACGCGUCGGGCACGAAAGGUAGGCUCAUUGUGAGGUCGAACGACAACGCUGGUUCACUCGUAUGUACCGCCGGAGACAGUUCCUUUUCGUUGGUGAACGGAACGCCAUUUUGUUUAGAUUUGGUAUUGCUUGGUCGACGCCAUUUUGUUAACCUAAUCGGUAUCAAAAUAUCGAUCGAAUAAAAUAGUUCUUCUAUUUGGUAAAUUGCCGAUGUUUCGUCUAACAAAUGAAUGCCCUUUUAUCCGUCAAAGUAAUUCCACUUUGUUGGCGAAACGAGCGUAAUUUUAUCGACCAUUUUUGGCGUUAUGUAACCAAGUACGCACGCACGUACGAGGAUCAAUUAAAAUGAAUUUUAGCGUGUAACCUGAGCCAACGUUUGUAAUCAACGACUGUCUCCUUUUCAGGCUCGGAGAUGUUUCUCGCAGAGCUUGAAGCUCGAUUUUAAACAAAUUUCUUACACCGCGAAGGCCAGACUUUUUAAGAGGCCUUCGUUCCAAUGACGAUACCCGCGAUGCCGUUUCCCCUUUCGUUUCAUCGCCCUCUGCGAUCCACAUUUUUUUUUUUUUUGUCGCGUCGCAUUCAAACCUUCGGUAGAAAUAGUUGCAUCGAAUAGCCACAAUACUGCACCUUAAAGUUUCCGAUAUAAACGAUUUACGCGCACGUUGUAUAACCAUACCCUCGUAGUAGAUAGAAUCGUCACAGAAAUCGCAAGUCGAUUGCAGAGGGCGACCCGCAGGAACUCUGUGCCGUGAUAAAUAAACGAAUCGAAUUAGAAUCGUCGACCAAGUAUGACUCUAUUAACGAUUCUGCGAUCAAAAACGACAGUCGAUCGUGAAUGUUGGAACCGUGGAUCGAUCGUCAGCGAUCAUCGACAAAGCGUGGAACUGUAACGAUAGUUUCUCGUAUUCAAAUUAGUAUCUACACGCGUUGCAUCAUACCGACUCUGUGCUUUUUCUUGUUGCCUGCGAUCUUUGUGAAUUCUCUUUUUCUUCAUUUUUAUUUUUAAACAUAGCUGUUAAAUUUAGGUGGUAACAGAGAUUUAUUAUCGCUCGUAUUCGUUGAUUUUUGUAGGACCUUAGAGUGUUCAAGGGGAUCGCGUGACCCGCGACGUUGCUCGAUUGCAUAUCAAAGAUUGACCCUUCGCGGCAGAUCGAGCCUCUGGAACGAACAGAAAUUUUUCUACUUGAAAUAUAAUUGGAAAUUGUACAUGAUACGGGGAUCGUAUAAUAAUUUUUGCCCUGCUGCAAUCUUGCAAAAAUUAACCCUUUCGAGCUUCAUUUUUUUCUAGGCUUUUGUGUUUUUAUCAUAAUAUAGUUAAUAUACUCGAUGUAUGAGUUUUAGAAGAGGAAUGAGGAGGGUGGAUGCCAAUUUUAACCAAGAAAUACGUAUUUGUACAUGUAAUACAUGAGAUUGUUGAGGCUAUUUUAGGUUAUAAGUUGUUUACUAAAUUUUAAUUUUAAGCCGUGGGAUGCGUGUACCUCGGUAGGAGAGAAAGGGUUAAAUAGUUGCUCAAGGUUGUUUUCCUCGCCGUGAAAAAGGGAGAAUUAGAGGAUCUAACCCUUCGAUGGCCUUAGACGGCCAAUUCGUUUUACUUCUACUGCAGUCAAUUUUAUAUGUUAUACUCUUUCAUUCAUUGUAUAUCACAACGUUUCUCAAGCUUUUUAAUUCACUUUUCUAAACACUUCAUUUCGCAACAUACUCGCAGGACAUAAAUUCUUUCGUAGCUAAUUGAGUAUCGAAACGUAAAAUACACGAUUAAUGCAGAGAUUUAUUUUAAAUAACAUCGAGACAGCGAAAACCAGAAUCGAUGCAAAGUGCCAGAAACGAUCGAUCGCGGAGGGUAAAUUGUUUAUCGUCGAAUUAAACGCGCUCAAGCGCACGUAGGUACGAUCAAGAACAUUCCGAUUAGAACGAUCGAUAUCAAACUAGCGACAAGAUCAUGGAAACUUUUGUAACCCAUUUUCUUCUCUUUCUAAUUUUGCUGCGUUUUAGCGUCGAUCGGAGAAACAAUUCGGAGUGAUUUUUAUAUCGUCGUCAGUGAUCGACGAGUUCCUCUUUUGUUAGCCGUUAUAUUUGGUGUUUUAAUCGACACACAUUGCGUGUACAGGGUGGGUAAUGUGAUUUGGUACAGUACAAGGGAAACCAUGGUUAAAAUAGGAAAUCAAAUUCUUAACUCGUAGCUUUGUCGAGUUUCAGGUGAAAUCGAUGAAUUAUUUUUUAUAUAUUUUAUCCAAACACCGAAAAAUUUCAUUUACCUAUUUCCAUUAUUUUCCUUGCCCCUUCAGGUGUAUCGUCAAUCAUAUUCUCAACCUGUACAAUUCGACAAAGAGAGAGAGAGAGAGAGAGUGAGAGAAAAAUUGAGAAACGUGGGACCGAGAGACGAAAACGCGACGUGUCCUAUUUUUCGACAAAGAUAUAGUUACUUAACGAAUCCCUAGCGAUUAAACGAUGCAGAUGCGAGUGUGAGAACGCGGUAUAGUGUGCAUGAACCCGAGCAGAGUGAAAGAGCGUAAUCAAGAAUCGAAGAAAUUAAAACCGCGCGACGAUGGAUCGAUUGGCUCGCGCAAAUUGAAUGUAUAGUUAACUUAAUCACUUCUUGAUCGUGCUUUAUGAGUUUUUAUUUCGUAAUUAAUUGUACACCACUGCUAUUAUUAGUAUUAUUUUUUAACGUAGAGAACGUAUACAUUAAUACAGGAUUAGCUCGGUGCUGUCGCGUGGAAACGUGAACGGCACUUUUUGCGAUACCAUUCAAAGCUCCUUAAAGUAGAAAUUUAUCCGCAAAUUGUAAAACGAAAAAAAAAAACCAAUGGUGGAGUGGCGCGAUUGGGAUUCAACGCUAGACUGCUUGAUUCGAAUAAUUCGACAUAUUUUCUUGGAAUAGAGAUAUCGAACAGGAUACGUAAACGAAUCUGAAAAUUAAAAUAUUGGCGUGGAUAUAAGAGAUACCGGGGGUGAUACUGAACAAAUUUGAGAGGAUUCAAAAAUCAGGUAGCUACGGCAUAUUAUAAAAUUUGUAAAAUGUAAUUAUUCGAAAUUCAGUGACGUUUCAUUUAAAUUCAACGUAAUCGCUACUUUACUAGAGUUCUUCUAAAUUUUGCCAAUACACUGUCACUCGUUUCUCGCUACAUCCACAGCAAUAUUGAAACUUUUUAAAGCGUUGGUGCAUCUUACACAUCCUGUUCAACACAUGAUCCAGUUCCAAUCGUUCCAAAUACCGUAGCAAAAAAAUUGUAUUGCACGGAGAACGAAAAAUUGUCCCAGGGAGAAUUUUUCUUUCUCCUAACUAUACGUACGCGUAUUAAAAAUAUCCAAAAAAAUCGUACAAGGUGCUCGUUGAGUCCUGAAUCGCCAGUGACACCGUCGAACGUACACCGUCAUUGUUUUCGCUAACUUGUAAGUAUCUCUCCGUAGGCUUGUUAGAGAUAGGGGCGAACACAAGCAGGCAACGGGGUGUAAGUUCUGAAUCGAUCGCGCGCAUUAGAGAGCGGGGGUGAAUGGUAGAGAAUGGAACAGCCAGCUAGAAUCGGUCGCGUUGGGCAUUCGACGGAAACGAGACGCGAUCGGAGCCACGAGGCAAUAUAACUACCCUCGAAUAUUUGCACAACCUUGCACGAAUCGGAGAUGGGCAAUAUUUUUACCUAUAUAAAUGUCUGAAACUUAAAAAAAAAAAACGGUACAAAGCUCUUUAUUCAUUACACGUGAAAUUAUAAUUGUCACCCUAAACAGAAACAAAAUUCUAGACGUGAUUUAUUAACAAAUCCUUUGCAAUAAAAUUAUGUUUCGACUGUAUAUAUCCAGCAGCCCUAUAAGGGGUGAAACUUUGUGAAAUCUAUUUUGGUACAGAACCAUAGAAUAAAAUGUCGCCCAUCUCUGAACCGAAUCACUGCGACACGUUGGCCUCACCCCGCAAUAGUCUGAACAGUGCAAUAACGUGGCAGGUGAUCGCGACGUUUCCGUCAUCCGUUUUCGUUCGAUUCGAGGCAUUCGAUACCUACACGGAUCGGUUCGAAUCUCACUGGACUCGUUCGGAGGAAUUUCUGCUUUCUUACACGCGUCGACGACGAUCAAGGAACCGUUAUUCUGGGAACUUUUUGUAGCGAUUGCACGAGAAUCUUCGGUUCGUCGUGUUCCGAUGGUGCUCGUUGAACCGGGCACCGUCGAAAUUUUGCGAAACUUAUUGUCACGGGGUCCGUGUUGCGAACGGAUUAUUUUUUUAAAAGGGAGCUUGCUAAUUCUACUCGAGCCCACUGCAGAAGAAUGUAGUAAUAGAAGUCACUGGAUACAUAUCUAAACUAUUUUAAUAUCGCAGAGUUAACAUCACCGGAGAAAGCAAUUUACUCGCAAAUCAAUUUAAAUAAUUUAUUUGGCUGAUCGCGUUACCGAGAUUUAUAUACAAAAGUUAAAUUGUCGCUAUAACUACAUAUAGCUACCAUUGUAACCCUUUAUCUAGAAAGAAGUUAUUCUCAUUGGGUUCCGGAGGGUUAGGAAGCUCUCGUUCGAUUGAUUUUACGCUGGCCAUAAAUAAAGAAACAAACAAAAAAAAAAAAAAAAAACGGGGAAAAAAUGAAUAUUGAACCGCCUGACGAUAGAUAGACAAAUGACGUAGAUUUAAGGACGUCGACGCAAGGAGAACCGUGGUGCGUCGACGUCGCCAUUUUUAAUGCGCGAUUUAUACGUCCUGGAGCGACGGCGGUCGCCUCUGGUCGCUGUUCCCAGGGCAAAAACAUACACCGUAAGUGUACCUAUAAAUGCAUAUAAAGUAUACAUUGUAUGAAUAUGUGAACACACGCAUACACACACGUACACACAACUCGUCACCGAUUUUAUUCAAGAUUCUCGCAAUAACAAUAUACGCGUAUAGAAUUAAAAUAUGUAAACAACGGGGGAGAACCGUUCGUUUGUAUCUCGUCUGGGAAUGAAAGUUUCAGCGACGUGACGAUUGUGUUGAUAAAAAAAAAAAAAAAAAGAAAAAAAAGAAAGAAAAAAAAGAAAAAGAAAGAAAGAAAAAAAAUACGAUAAUUACGGUGGCGAUGAACGAAGAAACAUAGAAUGAAGAACGCGAUCCGAUGAUCGCGAACGAUGACGACGCGGCGGUAGAAUUUUUAGGCUAAUCAUUUAUUACACUUACGAAGAAUGUCGCUACUAUAGUGUUACCACUUUGAUUAUUCAAUAAAACGUGACGUUGACGGAA